Laccaria bicolor S238N-H82 is the source of this 588-nucleotide messenger RNA. RefSeq lists its product as uncharacterized. The record is from RefSeq and is a predicted model, not a curated record. Lineage: Eukaryota; Fungi; Basidiomycota; Agaricomycetes; Agaricales; Hydnangiaceae. Bases 1 to 588 code for a protein of 195 amino acids. The transcript has 2 exons.
AUGGAGCGAGGGCAGCGGAAACCGAACAAGUCUGUUUAUGUUGUUGGGCCUUCGUCAACUGGAAAGACGACAUUGUGCAACGCCCUUGCCAAAAAGCUCAACUUGACUGGGACUGCGUACGUGACAGAAGUAGCGCGUCAUGUUAUGAAGUCAAAGGGUUAUACGAGAGACGACAUUGGGUCUCUCAAAAUGCAGGAAGAUAUAUUGAAUGCGCAUCUCGACCUCGAGGAAACGAAGGAAAACUCCAGCGCUAUCCGACUUUGGGACAGAUCAGCAAUAGACGCAAUUGUGUAUGCCAUAUUAACCUCACCGAACGACGAAGAAGCCCGAAGACGCCAGGAGUAUCUCACUCGUUCGGCGAAAUUUCAACAAGUACUCCGACAUUACCGCCAAUCUACGUUCAUUCUCCUCAAGCCUGUCGAGGAGUGGCUCGUCGACGACGGCGUUCGUUCGAUGGAUAACCAAACGGAAUGUCUCCUGAUAUAUAGGAAGCUAUUGUCCGAGCUGGGGAUCACCUAUCGAGAAAUUGGGCCUGAGAUGAAGGACUUGGCGGAAAGAGUGGGAUUUACAAUGUUGGCAAAGCUGUGA